Molecule: messenger RNA, 1378 nt
Organism: Hyalella azteca
Lineage: Eukaryota; Metazoa; Arthropoda; Malacostraca; Amphipoda; Hyalellidae
Product: crustacyanin-A2 subunit
Exons: 6
Coding region: 379-1176 (265 amino acids)
Molecular function (GO): pigment binding
Source: RefSeq, a predicted model, not a curated record
UCCGAGGCGUCAGUUCUCAGCGUCAACGUCCUACGAAUGCAUUCUUUUAUGUCAUAUCCUUAAUAUUCUUAACUCUUUCCCUAAAUUUAAUCAAGCUAUAAACUCUGACAAACAAACCUUUAACAAAUAUACGUAUUAUUCUUAACGAAACACAUGAAUUCAUUAUUAUUAAAAUCUAAAUUAUGAGUGAGACUUGAUCCUAUUAUAUUACAUUGCACUUAUAACGUUCCCGUCCUCUAAUCAAAUCCCAGACAAGCUCAAACUUCACCACAACCAAAUAGCGUGAAUUCCCACUCAAUGAGCAAAAUUCCGGCAAAUAAGCAAUGAAAUAUAUUACUUGAAUAAUUAUUAAAUUGAAUCCUAAAUAAAAUAAAAGACAUGAUGAAGCUGUAUUUCAGUCUGAUCGUUUGUGUUGUGAUGUCGCAAGCCCGCGCCGCCAUCAUGCCCAGCUUCGUCCACCUCGGUUUCUGCUCCGACGUUCCGCGGAUGCCGGAAUUUGACAUAGAAAAAUACUCGGAACGCUGGUACGUCAUCCUGCAAGUGCCCAACGAGUUUGUCCCAGCCAAGCAUUGCGUCACGACCAACUACACGAGCAUUACCAGCGAUGGAACAUUCACGAGCAGAAAAAGCGGUUACGCCGACAACCGAACUGUGAUCCACUCUCUGGUAGACCUGCAGUUGGUCGACCAUGACUACCACACUUUCGUCAUACAAGCGCAGGACGAACGGCCAGAGAUCGGCGUCACGGUGGUGGACACCGACUACGAGAACUACGCGUGCCUGUAUUCGUGCCUGCAGAGGUUCACGUUCAAGGCAGAGUUCGUGUGGGUGCUGAGCCGUGCGCCUGUCGUCACGCAGAGCUUCGUGAGGCGCUGUCGUGAACUCAUCACGACAGAGUCUGGCUUCGACUGGCGCAGGCUGCACAUGGUCGAACAGGGAGAGACCUGCCCGUACUGGGAAGACCAUUUGCAGGAGCAAAGCAAAGAAUCCCUGGAAUCAAAAACAGAACUACAAAAUAUGGUAAACGCCGUCGACGAUGAGGUGAAGGCGAUAAUCAACGAAGAAAUCGAAUUUCAGGAGGACGACAUUUUUUAUUACCAUUCAUCAUCUGGACCCCAAAAUACCGGCUUUGAUUUUAGACUCUUUUUUAUCGCCAUUGCAAUCCUCUUUUUCUGAGAUCUACUAUUGUGCACCUAAAAAUUCAAGUCUAUAUAUAGUAUUUCCUAUUUCAAAUAUUCACUUCCCACGCCCGUAUCAAAUUUUCAUUUUAAUUUAAUUAUCAGUAAUUACUAGAGCUUCGGAAUAGAUUUAUCUGCACAUAAAUAUGGGCAAAUAUAUUUAUCUGUCAGUGUGUUUUGUUCUAUUAUAAAUAUAAUUU